AUGUCUCCGACCCCCUCUACCACGACGCCAACAUGGCAUCAUUUCGAGAAGAAGGUCGAAGAUGUGAAACCUUCAAAGAGUGAUAUCAACUUCCUUGUGAUGGAUUAUCUGGUCGCGAAUGGCUAUCCAUCUGCUGCGCAGAAAUUUGCUAUAGAAGCAAAUAUUCAACCACAGCCCGACCUGGAGUCGAUCCAAGAAAGGGUAGAGAUCCGAAACGCUAUUCAUUCAGGUGACAUUAAGUCUGCCAUUGAAAAAUUGAAUGAAUUGAACCCUCAGAUUCUCGAUACCAACCCAUCUCUCCACUUCUCUCUUCUACGACUACAGCUCGUUGAAUUGAUACGGACUAGUACAUCUACUCCAAAUGGAGAUAUCACACCUGCUUUGGACUUCGCAACGUCUCAUCUCGCACCUCGCGCACCCACUAACCCACAGUUUCUUGAAGAUCUGGAAAGGACGUUGUCUCUCCUGAUCUUUCCUUCAGAUAAUCUGGCUCCCUCGUUAGCUGCACUACUGGACCCAGAACUCCGGAAGAGUAUCGCAUCCCGUGUGAAUGAAGCUAUUCUCCAAAGCCAAGGUGCGCGCCGGGAGGCACGUCUUCGUAACCUUGUCAAGCUACGAUCCUGGGCAGAACAGAAAGCGCGUGAAGCCAAGAAAGAUUUGCCUGACAAACUCGACAUUGGUCUCGAGCAAGAUAGGAUGAGUAAUAAUAACAACAAUGGCCAGAGCGAAAGCCAGAAUGGUAGCACUGAUGAUGCUAUCAUGCAAGAACAGGGAGGGGUGGAUCCGAUGAUAUCAUAA
Paracoccidioides brasiliensis Pb18 is the source of this 798-nucleotide messenger RNA. RefSeq lists its product as uncharacterized. The transcript is spliced from 3 exons. Gene Ontology annotation, molecular function: protein binding. The record is from RefSeq and is a predicted model, not a curated record. Gene Ontology annotation, biological process: proteasome-mediated ubiquitin-dependent protein catabolic process. Gene Ontology annotation, cellular component: nucleus; cytoplasm. Bases 1 to 798 code for a protein of 265 amino acids.